AUGACCAGCAGACCCACGGUUUCCAUCAUCUCCGCCGACGGCAAGGCCGGCGAGGCUAGCCACCCCCUCCCCAAUGUCUUCAAGGCUCCCAUCCGUCCCGACAUUGUUCAGUCCGUCCACACUGGUAUGGCCAAGAACAAGAGACAGCCCUACGCCGUGAGCGAGAAGGCUGGCCACCAGACCUCUGCUGAGUCCUGGGGUACCGGCCGUGCUGUUGCCCGUAUCCCCCGUGUCUCCGGUGGUGGUACUCACCGUGCCGGUCAGGCCGCCUUCGGUAACAUGUGCCGUUCCGGUCGCAUGUUCGCCCCCACCAAGGUCUGGCGCAAGUGGCAGCAGAAGAUCAACCUUGGCCAGAAGCGUUUCGCUACCGCCUCUGCCAUCGCUGCCUCUUCUUCCGCCGCUCUCUUGAUGGCCCGUGGUCACCAGGUCGCCACCGUUCCUGAGGUUCCUCUCGUCGUCAACUCGACCGCCUUCAGCAACGCUGCCAUCACCAAGACCUCCGCUGCCGUCGCCCUCCUCAAGGCCGUCGGUGCCGGUGCCGACCUCGAGAAGGUCAAGGCUUCCAAGAAGCUCCGCGCCGGUAAGGGUAAGCUGAGAAACCGCCGCCACCGCCAGCGCCGUGGUCCCCUCGUUGUCUACAACCCCAGCGAGGAUGGCAAGGAGCUCGUUACCGCUUUCCGCAACAUCCCCGGUGUUGAGACUUGCACUGUCUUCUCCCUCAACCUCCUCCAGCUCGCCCCUGGUGGUCACCUCGGCCGUUUCAUCGUCUGGACCUCUUCCGCUUUCCAGGCUCUUGACAAGAUCUACGGCUCCACCACUGAGGCCUCUGCCCUCAAGAAGGACUUCCUUCUUCCCCAGAACUCUGUUGCCCAGCCCGACAUUGUCAAGCUCAUCAACUCCACUGAGGUCCAGUCUGUCCUCCGCCCCGCCAAGGGUGGUGCCAUCCAGAAGCGCACCAACGUCCAGAAGAAGAACCCUCUGCGCAACAAGCAGGUCCUUCUCCGCCUCAACCCUUACGCCACUGCCUUCUCCAAGGCUGGUCUUGGUCAGAAGAAGGCCGAGGACGGCAAGCCCGUCGCUCCCGCUUCCGAGUUCAAGACUCUUCUCCACGAGAACUAA
Aureobasidium namibiae CBS 147.97 is the source of this 1119-nucleotide messenger RNA. RefSeq lists its product as uncharacterized. The record is from RefSeq and is a predicted model, not a curated record. Gene Ontology annotation, molecular function: RNA binding; structural constituent of ribosome. The coding region runs from base 1 to 1119 and encodes 372 amino acids. The transcript is spliced from 3 exons. Gene Ontology annotation, cellular component: cytosolic large ribosomal subunit; ribosome. Gene Ontology annotation, biological process: translation. NCBI's taxonomy places the organism in Eukaryota, Fungi, Ascomycota, Dothideomycetes, Dothideales, Saccotheciaceae.